Messenger RNA from Symbiodinium necroappetens, 465 nucleotides. Lineage: Eukaryota; Dinophyceae; Suessiales; Symbiodiniaceae. The record is from the annotation of a GenBank genome assembly.
AUGGACAGCUUCUUCGGCCCGGGUUUUAAGCCCAAGGAGAUGUUCGGCAUGAGAAAGGAGAGCACCGGCAUGGGCGAGGGUGAGUUGAAGGUAAAGCUGAAGAUGGGUGCGGAUUUCGUCGGCACCACAGGAAAGGUGCUCUUUCCCGCCGAGUGCUCCACGCCGAAAUUCAUCGAGUCCUACAAGAAGAUCCUCACGACUGCGAAUGCGUAUGCUGCAGAGAUUGCCUGGUGGUGCAACCGCAACCCCGACUACAUCGCAUGGAGCCACGGCAACCUGAACGUGGAUAAUGUCUUCUUCUGGCGAACCGCCGAGGGUGCUCUGGACCUGGGCAUUCUGGACUGGGGAGGUGCUUCCAGUGGCUCCAUGGGAUGGAAGCUCUGGUGGUGGCUGUACUGCUGCGAAUAUGACUUUCUGAACUCCACUUUGGAUCAGCUGCUGGAUACUUUCAUCACCGAAUACCAG